UUGUGUUGAUGUUUUUGCUUUCCCAUUUAUUUAUUCAAUAAUAUUAAAUUAUUUGCUUUAAAUUAAAAGUAAAAAAUGAGUGAAAGUGGAAAACUGGAUGUCUCAGACCGGAUGGAUACUCUCAGCAAAUCCCGACCGCCCUACAUUGGGAGAAUUCACACACAGAAACCCAUAAUUACUUAUGCCGGAGAUGUGCCCCUUUUUCGCUCUCUUGAAUCCAACAUUGCUGCCGCUGUUCCCAAUGACACCAGCGAAUGGAGGCGCUCCUACGGCAGACCAAUAAAGAAUGUCCGAAUGGAAUCAAGUUUCCGGCAAUUUGAGACUGAUUCCCUGGACAAGUACAGGAAGGGCGAAUGGAGUAUCCUGGAGCAUCCAGUUCUUCAUAUUUUCGUAACAGAGUGCAAUGACAUUGAGAUAUACAAAUCAACUGUGAAAGAAGAGAUUGAUCUCUGGCUGAAGACUCUUCAGGGCUAUGGCAUUACGGAUUGGAUGAUCCUGAUUGUGGAGACGCUGGACAUGAAGAAGACUAAGAAUAUCCUCCCCCGGACAACUGUUCUGGAUAAGAUACGCAUUGAUUUUGGCUCCAAGGCGGGAGAUCGUUGCAUAUCUGUUCUCAAUCCAAUAAAAUACGAAAUGAAAGCCACCGAGUCAUUCCGGUGCCUUCUGCAGCGUAUCCGACAUUUUAUGCUCACUGGCUACAAUCGCAACAUCACAAAGUAUGAGGAAUUAAUUAGAGCAAAUCGUGAGAAACGCAAUCACGAAGGAUGGAGCUUUGUCAAGUAUUUCCUCCUCCAGGAAGAACUAGCUUUUGUGCUGGAAAUGCUUGGACUCUACUCCGAAGCUCUCAUUCAGUAUGAUGAACUUGACGCUCUCUUUUCACAAUUUAUCCUCAAUUCCGUAUUCGGGGAGAAGCAGAAGUGGCUGGAGACGUUUGAAAAGGCAAUAAAUGCCUUUCCGGGGAUCUCAAUCAAUCGGAAAAAGAUGAUAGCUGUUCGAAAGAAAAUUGAGAAUAAUACAGCAACUCUUUUGGACUUCCGUGGAUACCUCUUUGACCAGUGCGUACUUCUACAGGCUGCGGGGAAACCAUGGGAGAUUGCUGAGCGCUUGCUUCCCUUCCUCUUCGGCACUAUCCGUGAAGUGGAUGCACUGAAGUUGGAAACUUUGGACGGUUCAAUGGCGUGCUGGGAAUUUAUUUGUGCUUUGGAAGUCCUCAAAAUAUACGAUGAGGCCAAUGAGACGAGUGAUAUUACAAAAUGCUUCCAAUACUGUGCUCCAAUAUGGGAUUUAGCCAAAGAUAAGCUAUACGAACUGGGGAAACUGUGUGGGCUCCUACCGGGGUGUAUCCCAUCGUCGGAACAACUCCACACGGUGGUUCUCCUUUCGACGGGAAUUGGAGAUGCCAUCUUGGAAGAGGAAGAUGCAAAAUCCUCGCCAAUCAGUUCAAGGGACAAAAGAAGCCAUUCGCCGAACCGGCAACCAAAGAAACCUCCAACUGAUAAACUCAAGGAAGCCCUUGGAUCCAAUGAGGCAUUUCAGAAGCUCUACCUGGAACUCAGCGAGCUGGCAAUCUCAACGUACAAGCACAUCUCCCGCCUACGGUCUGCUCGUCUCGUAGGACUUGACUUGGGGAACUUCUAUUGCACCCUCAAUGAGCCCAAUAAGGCCGUUAUCUUCUUCACAGAUCUUCUGCGAGAACUGAAGUCGGAGAAUUGGAACUACUUAGUUAGUCAGACACUCCUCGAACUGGCGAGUUGCUACAGAAAGAUGGACGAUAUAACGAGCUACACAAAAGUCUGCGCAUCAAUAUCUUGCUGCUUAGACUUGGAGAUCCUCGUGAGAACCUUCUACUUCGAUGAGUUCAUAAAAUCCCUCAAAAUGAUUGACACAGCUGCAGAGGAUUACAGUACAACAUGUUUGGCUCUACUUGAUGACCAUUUCAAGGUCUUAGAUCUAAAACUCACCAAUGAAUCUCCAAUCAUACAAGAUCACUUCAUUGUGGUGCAGCUGAAGGUGUCCAGCAACUUCCCCAAAGAAGUUAUCUGCCACAAGAUCUCCCUUUCCUUUGAUCUUGAAGGAAAAGUUGGACCACAAGUUACAACCUUGCAGCCCGUAGGCUUAGGAGUAAGACUCCCGAUGAAGCUGCAUUUGGACUACAAACAAGAUGGAACCUUGGAGAUUGCAUCGGUGGUUUGUGAGACAAAAGGGAAGCAACCCUUGAGGAGAUCAAGUAGCACACGGAGGAAAAUCUCCGCCACAACAAGAAAAGACUUUACAAAUUGUCUCUCAGCAGACAAUGUCAUCGUUAAGCCGGGAAUCAAUGUCGUUGAAUUGAGAGCUAAAGCAACUCGAAUCGGUAUGUGGAUGUUUGAACAACUAUCCAUCCAAAUCAACCCAUUGGACUUCCUGUCAGAGAAGCUUCCGGUUAAGGUGAAUCCCUUUGAAGUGUCGACAAAGCCAGCAUCGGCAGUGCUACACUUUACCAAUCUCAUUGCCGGAAUUGAGCAACCAAUCAAGCUGAUAAUUUCCUCGGGAAGUUUCGUCUUCCCAUCUGAAUCAUCCAUCACAAUGAAGUGCUCGAGAUCACUUAAAUUGAGGCUCGUGGAAGCAAAUAAGAAGGAGUUUCAGAAAGAAUUGAUUGUAACAUUGAAUAAUUUGAAGCAAUUUGAGGAGAGAACAAUACAACUUGAGGGGAUUUGUGACCUUCCUGGGAGACGAGAUGAUAAGCCAUUGGAACAGAAGGUCACUCUCCAAUGCCCCUGGUCACGAAGUGACAUUCCCAUUUCACUUUACUUCGUCCCCGCAGUAAUUGCUUCGUGUCGCCUGCACUCAACGGGCACAAGAAAAUUCCUCCAAGUAGUCAUUAAGGGUAUCUACGAUGGUAACCUCCUGCUCUCUUCGGCUCAGAUGAAGUGCUCCACAUCUGGCGUUGAGAUUGUCGAUGUAAAUCCUAAAUCUCAAAAUGAAAUUAAAAUCUACAAAAAUCUAAGCGUAUCGUACUUGUGGGAAAUCCAAAUAGAACCUCUCAAAGAGAAUAAGGAAAUACCUGUUGUCCAAGUCAACUUUAGCGUACAGUAUGCAAAGGAGGACACAAAGGACGAAAAAAGAAACUAUUCAUGCACAUUUGAUGUCACAGACUAUGCUACACUCUUUAAGAUUCAAGCUAAGGUCGAACCUUUAGAACUCUGUCGCGUAAAUACAGUUUGUAUGCUCAACUUAAAGAUUACAAAGCUUCAAGAUAAUCCCUUUACUGACCUGAUGUACGAAGUGUACGCAGAUCAAAAUAUGUGGGCUGUCUGUGGAAGAAGUGCAGGGGUAAUAUCCCUGCAGGAAAGUGAAUCGCAGACAAUUGUUCUGGAAAUCCUUCCGUUGAUUGUUGGAUUCCUCCCACUGCCCAAUAUCAGGCUCUCUAAGUACAUGCAGGCCAAUAAGAAUAAAUCAGAACUCCAUCCGAGGGUUCAAUCAUUCUCAUCUGGUCAGGUUUAUAACUCAACAAAAAGUAUGCAAGUCCAUGUACUAGCAAACAACAAUGCAGAAUAAAUAUUUACAGAGCAUAUUAAUAAGCAAA
This is a messenger RNA of Lutzomyia longipalpis, 3565 nucleotides long. RefSeq names its product trafficking protein particle complex subunit 10 (gene SIDL). NCBI's taxonomy places the organism in Eukaryota, Metazoa, Arthropoda, Insecta, Diptera, Psychodidae. Gene Ontology annotation, cellular component: TRAPPII protein complex. The record is from RefSeq and is a predicted model, not a curated record. Gene Ontology annotation, biological process: intra-Golgi vesicle-mediated transport; early endosome to Golgi transport.